GUUCACUGCCCGCGGAGCACGCCAUGGCGCUGUCAUUGACAUUUGCACAGUCGGCGACAUCCAGCGCGCCUGGGAAGGGUGCUCCGGUGCCUUUGGCAGGACAUGUGCGCCACAACAAGCCCUCCACAUGCGCAAUGUCUUUGCUGACAAGCGUGGCCGCCCUCGGUUUGGGCAUUUGUGCCCGAAAUCUGCGGAACAAGCAGCAUCACAAGAGGCUUCGAUUCCAAAAUGAGCCUUCCAGAUUGAAGAUGCGGGCGGAGGAUGUUGUUGGCCGGGCCGGGCUAUUUCGCAGCCUGAAAUGGUCGAUUGGCGGGCUUCUGGGGCGCCGAAAGUCUGGUGGCACAGCAACGCUGGAGAAGGGUGAGAGUGACAUGGCCACUUCGCCAGAGGAGGAGUUUGCUCGCUUGACCAAUCCAGAGCAGAACGUCGCCAUUCUUGGAACACGUGACUGCGCUUAUCCCCACCAGCAGGAGAUCGAGGCGCUUACGCAGGGCCAUGUUGAACGAGAGCAUCGCAUUUUUACUUCUGGGUCAACUGGCACAAAUUCUGCCGUGAUCAAGGCAGUGCUGGACAAAGGAAGGCCUGAUCUGCUGACAGUGGAACUUCCACAAAGCUUCGGAAAGCAAGAUGACGAUGUUCAGGCCCUGCUCAACCAAUGCAAAGAGGGUGGUGCAACUAUUCGCUCUCACCGAGAACGCGACCACAUAGAGUUGGCACAGGCAGCUGCGGAGUGUAACACACGCAUCCUGAAUCAAGUGAAUAGGCUGGUGGUAUUUGCCACUGACCGCUCUGACAAGUACCUACGCUUGGUGAGGGAGGCACAAAGCAGAGGAGUCGUGGUGGCUGCCUUCAACGUGGAAGUGUGACGCCGUCCGUGCAUGGCCCGAUUUUCCGAGAUGCUCAAUUAUGCCCUUGGCGUCCAUCAAGCAUAUUCCGGCAGUGAGUCAGGAUUCGGCUCGACCCAUC
This is a messenger RNA of Effrenium voratum, 966 nucleotides long. NCBI's taxonomy places the organism in Eukaryota, Dinophyceae, Suessiales, Symbiodiniaceae. The record is from the annotation of a GenBank genome assembly.